CUACGAUUUUCCAGUCGUCCUCCGAAAAAUGUCCGGCAAGGGAAGGUGGGCCGUGGUAAUGGUCGAAAAAACAACAAGCCAAUUACACACAUAAAAACCCGCAAAGAUUUGCGCAAAGAAAAGCGACAACAGAAAAAGAUCAAUCGGUUCAACUACCACAACCGUAGCCGGAAAGAAAGAGAACAAAACGCGGCGAAUGGUAAUCGUUCCGAGCCGGGUAAAAAGCGCGGCAAACAGGGGGGCGACCAUUCCGAGGAUGAGGAGAUCGAUGAUUUUGCGGACGAAGAAAUUCCGUCCGACUUUAGUGAUCAGGAGGAAGAGGAAGAUACGAAAGGUGGUAAGCAAUCGCAAAGCAAACCAGCGAAGAGUUCUUUCACCAGCCAAAUGGAUGUAGAACGGGAGAAGGAAAUGAUGGAGUUGCGCCGCUACGAAGAUGGGUUGAAAUCGAACCGUAUCAAGCAGCUCGAAGCGGCAAACGAGGAAGACGACCGCAUAAUUCAAAAGUACGAAAAACUGUUAAAGAUAAAUCGGCGUAAAAACAAGGAAGGUGUACCGAAAAGCUUCAACGAUGGGCUGGACUAUGCGCUGGAACUGUGCACGGACGAGAGUAUAAAGAAAAUGUACGAGGCUGCGAAAGAAGCGGCCGAAUUGGAAGAAAACUCGUCCGAUGAGUUUGUGGAGGAUCUGAAGCAAGCGGUCGGAGGUGAUGCUAGCGACCAGAAGAGUGAUGGACAAUCGUCGAAAAGUGCAAAAAAACGGAAGCAAAUGUCCCCGAAGGAAAAGAGUCGAGUGAAAAAGUUGAAGCAAAUUGAGGAAAAAUACUUUGGCCUGGACGAGAUGGACGAUUUGGCCGAGUAUGAUUCGGAAAUGGACGAUGUGGGUGAGUAUGAUUCGGAGAUGGAGCUCGAUGAAGAUGCAGAAGAGGAUUACUCGGAAAAUGAUGAGCUGUAUGAUUCGGACGAGGAAAAUGAUGACCAGGUUGGAAACGAAAAUGGAAAACGAGUGAAGUUUGCUACUAAUGAAAAGGUGCAGCAGAAAAAAGGUAAACCCGCCGAAAGUGAGUCUGAGAACGAUUUCUACGACGAAGAAUAUGAUGAUUUGGAUGAUGAAGACAGUGCAGAUGAAGAAUCGGAUGAAGAUGAGGAACCAGCCAAAGUAAAGCUAAAUCCCAAGGGAAAAAGCAAAACCAACAAAACUAGUGAAAAGGUGGAAGAUAUUGAGGAAAGCGCUGGACGUUUUGUUUUGCUGAAGGGCAAGGCUAAAAAAUCCAGUAAACAACCAGACUCUGAAGAAGAUGAUGAUUUCGAUGAAGAUGAGGACGAUUUCGAUGAAGAAGACGAUGGACUGGAUGAUCUGUUUGAAGAUGCAUCUGAAUCGGAAAAGCUCUCCGAUGGCGGUACCAACGAUUAUAAGAAAACACCCUCCAAAGAUGACGGAACAUGGGAGGAUAUUUACGGCCGCAAGCGAGAUAAAGCGGGCAACAUUGUUAAGGAGGAAAGUACCGCGGGCAAUGGUAGAAAAUACGUUCCACCACACAUUCGCGCCAAACUGGAAGCGGAACAGGCAGCGAAAGGUAAUUCAGCUGACCCGAAGCAGCAGGAAAAGUUGCUCCGUUUAAAGCGUCAACUAAAAGGACAAAUUAAUCGUUUGGCCGAAUCGAAUGUACAUCGCAUUUCAAUCACACUCGACAAUCUGUACAUGCAAAAUGCACGCUACGACAUGAACAGUACCCUAACGUGUCUCAUCCUGGAAGCGAUCGUCGUCCCAACGCUAACACCCGAACGGAUGGUACUGGAGCACGUGCUGCUGGUAGCCAUUUUGCAUGCAAACGUGGGCAGUGAGGUGGGAUCACAUUUCCUGGAAACGAUUGUCGAACGUUUCUUGACGCUGUUGGGUCAGAUCGAAACUACUGCCAAUGAGGCAAAACAACUGGACAAUUGUGUUCAAAUUAUGUGCCACCUUUACACGUUCGACCUGGUAAAGUGUAAAAUGGUGCACGAGCUGAUGCAGAAGCUGAUUGAAUGCUUCAACGAGAAGGCAGUGGACUGUAUUUUGCUGGUGCUGCGUACUGUUGGUUUCAUCCUCCGCAAGGAUGAUCCGUUGGCGUUGAAGGAGCUAAUUAUUGCGAUCCAGAAAAAGGCCGCCAACGCACCGGACGUGCUGAAGAAUGACCCACGUGUAAAGUUUAUGCUGGAAUCUCUGCUGGCAGUGAAGAAUAAUAACAUGAACAAAAUACCCCAGUACGAUCCGACACUGGUGGAACACUUCCGGAAGCUACUGAAAGGCAUGAUCACGAGCGGAAAGUACGUCUCGACACUUAACAUCGGCAUACAAGACAUCAUCAACAUACCGGAGCGUGGCAAAUGGUGGCUAGUUGGAUCUGCCUGGCUCGGCAACAAAGAUAAUCCUUCCACUGCGGGUGGUUCAUCAACCGGGAACGCAUCCUCCCAGGUGGAAGGCCAGUACAGUGCGCAACUGCUGGAACUUGCUCGCCAGCAGCGAAUGAACACGGACGACCGUCGGAACGUGUUCUGCAUCGUUAUGAGCGCCGAAGACUAUCUGGAUGCGUUUGAGAAACUGCUUCGGCUAGCGAUCAAAGAUCUGCGCGUCGUCGUAUCCGUCAUCAUUCACUGCAGCCUGGCCGAGAAGGAAUACAAUCCGUACUAUAGUGUACUAUCGCAGAAGUUUUGUGACUACGAUAGACGCUACCAGCUCGCGAUCCAGUACGCACUGUGGGAUCGGUUGAAAGAGAUCCACUCACUGCAACAGCUGCAAGUGCGUAAUCUGGCCCGCUUCAUUACACACCUGGUGGCGGAGGGUGGUCUCGCACUGUCCUGUCUGAAGGUGAUCGAGUUUGCCGAGAUCGAUAAGGUGAAUUUGCGGCUAAUGCGACAGAUAAUGCUUGGGCUGUUGUUGCUGGAGGAGGAGAACAAGUGUUUGCAGGUGUUUAGUCGCAUUUCGGCGAGUCACAGACUAAAAUCGUUCAAAGAUGGUAUACGGCUGUUUAUGCAUCACUUUUUGGCACGGGGUAGUGGGUUGGGGAAGUUGCCUGAUGACGAACAAGCGAAGCUGUUGCAGGAUCGUAUCAAGCAGGCGGAUGAAUUGCUGUCAACGGAUACUAAAAUUGAGUAUGACGUUUAGA
Molecule: messenger RNA, 3142 nt
Organism: Anopheles maculipalpis
Lineage: Eukaryota; Metazoa; Arthropoda; Insecta; Diptera; Culicidae
Product: nucleolar MIF4G domain-containing protein 1 homolog
Exons: 2
Biological process (GO): ribosomal small subunit biogenesis
Cellular component (GO): nucleolus
Molecular function (GO): protein binding; RNA binding
Source: RefSeq, a predicted model, not a curated record